Dacryopinax primogenitus is the source of this 8560-nucleotide messenger RNA. RefSeq lists its product as uncharacterized. Gene Ontology annotation, biological process: regulation of GTPase activity. NCBI's taxonomy places the organism in Eukaryota, Fungi, Basidiomycota, Dacrymycetes, Dacrymycetales, Dacrymycetaceae. The transcript is spliced from 30 exons. Bases 1 to 8388 code for a protein of 2795 amino acids. The record is from RefSeq and is a predicted model, not a curated record.
AUGAACUCGACGUCCGACACGAAAAGUACCGACAGCUCAUGGCUAAAACCUGCGAUUUCGUACACCUCUCUCCGGUCCUCCACGCCGCACGACCGUGUGCUCACUUCGCUCAUAAUGCGACUAAAAGGAGAGUUGCCCAUACACUCGAAAAGAACACUUGCAAUGCUAGAAGCGGACGAUGCAUUGGGUCAGACAGUUGCAUCUAUUGUGCAGCUCGCCAAAUUCAGAUUAGACGGUGUCGCUUGGGCGUUGGCGAGCUUGUUGGAUGAGUUGAACGCGGGUACCUCCCCACCGUUGGGCUCAUCAAGUGAUCCCGAGUCUCGUUAUCCACCAUUGGUAGUUUUGCAAUCCCAACUGUUUGUGCUGAAGGUCCUAUCUGCUUCUAUCGCAUACAAAUGGCAGCAACACACCGCCGAUGGUGCACGCUCGACACGGGGAGCAAACUGGUCCACCCGGGAAGAUCGCAUGCGCCAAGCAUCCUCAUCGACAGCCAGCUCCCAGGCUGAUCUGCAUUCGGGGCGAAUGGUUCACAGUCCUCCACCCAGACUACGAAGUUUGGACGAGGAUGGUGAACGCACUCGCCAGGCGACGUCAUCUUCCGGCAACUCAUUGGCAGCCGUGCAAUCAGCAACGGCAUCCCCUAUUCAAGCUACUUAUACUUGGUCUCCCUCAGCUCUUCAGUCUCCCACAUCUGCCCUCCGAGAUAUCUCGUCAACGACUUCAACGACUCCGUACUCUCACACGUCCGAUACUCCACAACUAACGGAGCAAGUUGCCAAAUACGUUUUACUAGCCCUCCUUCCCUAUCUGCGGAAGUCAUCUCCAGGAUCUUAUUCGACUGUAUCGGCGUCUGCGAACUCCACCUUGCCCAUAGAAUACAAUCGUCCCACCAAUAUUGCACAUUUAGCCACGGCAACAUUUACUUCUAGUCGAAUGCAACAUCAGCCAUCGACACCGUCGACCGCCUCGCUUGGCUCUGCGCCAUCCACACCAGCGCCUGGAGUGGCAGAUUAUUCUCCUGCAAAUAAUUCACCAUACUCAUCAUUUCGAUACCCACCACAUCAUGCUAGUGGUGUGACUGGGCCUGCUGUCCCUUUACCUCAAAUCACUUCUCUACCGUCCCUGUCGACUCCUGUUCACGUUCUCCUUUCACCUGUUCCUCCUGUUUGGGCGACAAAUUCGAAAGGAUGCCGGCUUGUUAUAUAUGGUUAUAUAUCUCAAGUCAUCUUGCAUCUUUCUGCUUCCAACUGGAGCAUUGUGUACGAACGCAUUCAAGCCAAGAUCCGUGAUGUCGGGAGCGGAGAAGGUCGUGAGAGAGAGGGGGGCGAUAUGACAGAGAUCGAGCUCAUGUCUUUGAGCGCUCUGAACAAGAGUCGGCUGAUCCAAAUUUUGAAUGAUCUGGCGUCCUUGUUGAUCCAAAUGCGAAAAACAACUCAAUUUGUCAUGGCAACAGCCAUUCAUGCUGCUAUUAUGAAGUGGAUCAAUACUUGUCCUGCGGAGUUUGCUUCACUUAUUCGGGGCGAUUAUCGAUUGGACGGUGCCCCUGAACGCGUCUUCGACACUCUUCUCAAUGUUGAACAUCUAAAUCCGAAGGUCUUCUUGCCCGCUCUGAGCAUGCUGCUGGCUAUCAGCCCAGAUCGUCUUCGUUCCUUAACGAUUGGACAGUACAAUAAACCAAAGUCAAAGAAGAACCUAUUGGAGACAUUGUCAAAACAACUCAAUCUGCCUACGCAGCAGUCUGAAGUUGCUGUUGCUUGUUACAUCGACAUUUGCGCCGCAGCGAUACAACUACCACCCAGUGACGAUGUGACUGCUUUGCACGAGCUCGCUCCUGAGCUCGCCGACGAACUUCGUGCCCGGCUUUUCAAUCCCCCGUCUCCCACGAAGCCCUUCUGGAAUGCAUAUGAGGCCAUCGACACGCAUUUGUAUGCAGAUGCAAUCGUUGCUAUGUUCUGGUUCUCCCCGUCAUUUACAGUGGAGCAUGCUUUCCCAAAUUUAUUUGCGCCUGAGCAAGCAUAUGCCGUGAAGAUGAUCGGGAUUAGGGCACUAAUGCGGGUAGCUGUGGAGCAAUUGCGUCUGCCGUACCAGCCCGCAGUUUCUCCCCUUCAUAACCUUGCCAGCCAAUAUCUUCCAGAUAUAUAUCAUGCUCUUGCUAACCCUCCUGGUGCUGAAGACGACGCCAGUGUCUUCGUUCAUUACCACCCACGAAUGAAGUCCUCCGAUCUUGAUGAUCUCGAAGACAAGGAAGCCCUUCUUUUGGCUAUCGUCGGUCUUUGGCGAUCUGAUCUAGCCUUCCUGGGUUCAAGCGACAAUCCUAGACAGCUUAUGGAGAAUGGUACACGAGUGACACUAGAUUCGCAGGUGCUACUACGUACGACAUCGCAGCAUAUAAUGCGCGUAGUCGUGACUCGAUUCUUGAAUGAGUUGGGCGUUCACAUGAAUAUGCAUGUCGCACCUGGAGUGAAUGUUUUCCACGAUCGAGAAAAUGCCAAUAUCUCAAGCGUUAUCUGCCUCAUGUCUGACCGUCUCCUGGCCUCUCGAGACAAUUAUGACGAUCAGCGCCUCUAUCUGUCUACCAUUCACCUAGGGUUAUCGCAGUUGCCCCGUAAUUUGAAUGCUCCCGAAAUUACUCCCAGAACAUUCCUAGCUCUGAACCUCGUCGAAGUUGCCCUGCUAGCAAGUUUGGUUUCUCCGAUGAUGGAUAUAUGCACUGCUGCAUGUUCCUGUCUGAGCCUGCUGGCAGACUGCGAGGUCUUGACACGGUCGCGGAGCGAUGCGACAUUGUAUCUCAAUGAGGCGGACAUUGUAUCACGAAUAUCAGCGUACAAGCAACUGAGUGACCCUGGCGACUCCGCAAUAGGAGGGCGAGCCUAUCAACAAAGGCGGGUCAGGACAAUUUUACGUCAAAUCGCCUUUCCCUGGCCAGUCAAUAUUGCAACCUGGCAGGAGUAUCAUCGCAAAUUUAAUGCUUUCGAUCCCGGGGUUAUUCGUUCCACGGAGCUGGCUAGUAACGCGCAGUUACGCGUAAAGCCACCAAGCAGAUGGGACUCCUCAGGGGACGAGCAGUUCGAUUGGCAGAAUACCCUGCUUUUCCUGACCACAUUUGCGGGCUCUUGCAUCGCUCCUAGUAGUAUGCAGUCACUUGCAGACUUCAUCCCUCGUGAAGAGCUUCCGGAACAAUUCCUGCAGAGUAAAACCCCAGAGCAAAUGCUUUCAUCCUUUUUGGCAUCUUCAUGUGAGAUCCUGUUGAGAGGGACUCCCUUUGCCAGUAACACCGUCCGAGAUGCGUUGGGAUCAGAUCUUGAUCCACGAUGCUUUCCACAACUUUUGAUGCAUCUUGAGCGGUUGUGCAUAGCGAACUUCGAGCGCCCCGCUCCCAUCGCCGCAGACUGGGACGAAGCCAUGCUUUUCAUGAUGGUUCAAGUGUCCACAGUGUUGACCAAGAUCCUUGUUAACCCCGAUGGGAUUCAACUAUCCACAAUACGAGUCGACUUCAGCCGCAUGCUUGCCCUAUUUCACGGUUUCAUUAGCACAUACGAGGGCGAACCUGAGGAAACUCUAAGAGGGAAACUCCAGUUUGCCUCACUAGUGGAUGCCGCGUUGUCUUGUGAGGACCUCUCUGUGGCUGAGGAUUUCCAUUUGCGCCAGACUUGCUUGUACACAUUCAGCGAGUGGGUAACUGAUCUACAACCGGGGCGCGUGCCGAACAAUGUACCCAUAGGUCUUGCUAAGGACGCCGAGAACGCUAUCCUCAAAGCUAUCGUAAUUCUUACCGAUGGCCUUGUGCUAGAGUCAGAAGGGGAUGGAUCCAGGGUCCAGGAACAGUCCCGGCUAUUCUAUCAUUAUUUCAGGUUCUUCAUGGGUCUAGUCACCCGUACGCUGGCGUCCGUAGACGUCCCUAGGAAUGUGUCUUCCCUGGACGUUCGCCAGCCCGUGGAGCUUAUAGGACUGGUCGCCCCAACCGAUAUGAAGACAAUUGCAGUAGAAAGAGAUAUGAAGGCUCUGAGAGAGAAAGCGUUUUCCGGUCUCGCCAAUCUUCUUUUCGUCAAUCAUCAAGCUGGGUUCAAACAUUGCUUUGGCAUGACGUUUCAUGUAGAUUCUAGAAUUCGGGGUGCGUUUCUACAGAUCUUCAAAGAAGCCCUGGACAGAGGUACAACUUUCCAAAUGUCGGAAGAGCUCCCACCGACGAUCACAUCUAAUGUUCUGAUUGAGUUUCUCCGUGACCCAAAUCUUCUUGGGGUUCAAGCUCUUUGCGAAAUAGCAACCCCAAACGGCGCCAUCGAAGAUCUAGAAUCAGUUCUUUUACAUAUCUUCGACCAAGAAGAGAGCUUGAUAGCCCUGGCCAAAGUUCUCAUUGAGCAGGAACUACUUUCCACUCCCGAAGCUGAAGUUUUCCGAAGCAAUUCACUGCGAAACCGUUUAUUGUCUAGGAUUGCAAGAGAUCAGAGCUCACCAUAUCUUCGCCGCGUGCUCACCCCUCUCAUCAAGAGAAUCGAGGAAAUACCACCGGACUUAAGAUUUGAGAUUGAUCGUUAUAAGACGGUUGAAACAGAAGAUAUGAAUGAGAAUGCGAAAACUCUCAUGAAGAUUACAACUGUAUUCCUUGCUACCCUGGAAGCUGCCUCCUCACGAGUACCGAAUGUUAUUCGGGAAAUGUGUCAUCACAUCACAUCAAUCGCUGCAAAAAAUUCUCCAAACAAUGUUUACGCCUCAGUGGCUGGCUUCAUCUUUCUUCGCUGUAUCAACCCUGCAAUAUCGCAACCAAGCACGGUAGGGAUCGAGAUCGAUAUGACCACAAGGAAUCAGAGGGUCUUGGUCUUGAUCCCGAACAUUAUACAGCGUGUAGCCAACAACGCCCGGUUCCGGCAGGAAGGUUCUCAGAUGGAUGCCCUCAACGAUUACAUGGUUGACAUGAUCGAAUAUGUCUCGAAGUUUAUUCGCGAUGUCUCAUCAGAUCCCAGACAAAGACCUGUGAAUUGGAGCGAGAUACCUGCCCGGUAUGCCGAUGAAACGGAUAUCUUGAUCCUGCAUAGAUUCUUUCAUCGCAACUUAACAGCGAUUGGUCAGCAGCUUCUGACAAUGCACGUGCAAGCCUCUACACCUCAACAGCAGCAACUGUAUCUCACCGAAGGGAAGAGAUUAUGGAACCUGCUAGUGGAUAAGUUCUUGGAGGUGGAAAACGUACCAGAAACGCUCGCUCCCAUCUCUACUCCUUACGCUGAACAUGCUCCACUGCAAGGCUUCCUCCGUCGGUAUGCGCGAGCCAACCUCGACCAUGUGGCGCACAUAUUUGUGCACAUGCAACCUGAUACUUCAACUUUCUUGUGCCAGGUGGGUAAAAUCCAGGCGGAUGUCGUCGAGUAUGAUGCGUUGAUCAACCUCAUUCUUCGAGAACUCCUUCAGGACGACGAAGAUUUUUCUCUUGUCCUAGACAUGACCUCGUUCACUGAUUCAUCCAUCAUUCCAUCACGUUGGAUCAAGCACUUCGUUGAUCUUAUUCCGAUCGAGGUCAUACAACGAUGUCGUUCGGUAGACUUCAUCAACAUAAAUCGAGUUGCGCAAGCUUUUCUGCGGAAGAUAUAUUAUGAAUUUUCAGGGCUUGGUCUUGAUCGACUGCGAUUCACAUCAAUGUCCGUACAUGACCUACGGAGGACGUUUCCUGCCUCUUCGUUUCUUCAUGAUAUGGAACUUGAUCUCAGUUCGGCAUUGGAGUUCACCGAUGUAGACCUUUGGGUUCUUUUCCACACACGUCAUUCGUGUACCAUCAGCAUCUCGACCUCGAGGUUUUAUGUCGAGACCAUCAAAGCUCAGCCAAUAUUUCCAGGAUUUCAAGCUCGUCUGGUAGAGGUCUUACCCCUUGCAGAAAUUGAGGAUGUAGUUCAGUCUCAGGUUGUGCAAGACGAGUGGGUGUUCACAGUCGUUCGCACGAAAGGCGAAGCAUUACAAUUUUCUUCCCGAGAUGGUGACGCAAUUAUGAGGGCAAGCGCGAUUCGAAAGGCCAAGCAAGGUGUUCCGGGAUACAAAGCCAAAGAUACAGCUCCCGAUUGGCGUUCAAAUGCCGGCACAGCUGUAUUGAACGUCGCACUCGUCAAUCUUUGUCACAAAGACGAUUCUGUACGUCUGGCUGCACUUGGUCUUCUCCGCUCCACUGUGAGCCGUAUGGGAUUUAAUCUGGAUACCCUGCCCAUCAGCUAUUUCGUGCCGGCAAAUCCAUUUGCGACCGCUCUCUCGUACGCAGAUCUCGUGGUUAAAAAGUUGCCACAUAUUGCUGUCGACUUUUUGAAAGAAUUCAACAACAGUUUCGGCCGACUGAACAACGUCGAGAAAAUAUCUUGUUUGAAAUACCUGCGACCGUUCAUUAAAAACCUCGCUAUGGAGUCUGCACGCCAACAUACUUUCUCUGGCCGAGAUUCGCUGAGCAUGCGUUUACGAGAAUGCAUUGGCCAUUUCAUCGCGCUGACCGUCAACUACGAGUCCGUGUACGGAGCCAUGCAAGGGCAUAUUUGGUCCAUCAUUGCUCGAUCAGAGAGCUUGGCAAGACUUGCGGUGGACGAGGUGGUGAAAGCAGUUGUCGAUGGACUGGCUGGUACUCGGAAAAUGGAUAUCCUCGCGGACACACUUGUUCUUUUAUCCUCAACGUAUGCCCGAGGAAAGACGAUAGCAAAGUUGCAGAAGCUAUUAACCAGAGUAACAUUUCGAUCAUCAGCCCCAUUCACUGAUAAUGCACUGUGGAACGAAGUCGCUAUUCUCACUCGCCUGGUGCUUGUCCUCACCUCCGAGAGUGAGAACCCCACGCAAAUUGUGGGCUACUUCCCUGAACUUUCACACUUCAUCACUAUCCUCGCAGGGACGGGUCCUGAUAAAAUGCGUAUCUCUGUUCAUGGUAUCGCUCUGAACUUAGUUCAAGCAUUAUACAAUCUCAAGCAGGAAUUGCGCGUGGACACUUCGGGUCUGGAACCACAGCUUGACCUGUUGCGAUCAGCGGAUUGCUUGCGUGACUUUGGCCUCGUGCAGACAAAAUUUGCGGGUCUGGAAAAUGCGGAGGUCAGAGUGGGUACGGGUCAACUUCCUGUAGAUGCCAUGAGACGCAUCACUAGUCUCUUGCUGGAUGCCGCAGAGGCUGGAGCUCGAUCUCCUAGUCAGGCGAACGCAUGGCGUGCCCGAUGGACAUCGCUCGUGGUCGGUACGGCGCUUCGUUCGCCACCAUAUGUGCAGACACGUUCCUACUAUAUCCUUGGCAUCGUGCUCACCUGUGUGUCUGUGCCCGGACCAUACAUUGACAACGAUCUGGUUCAUCAGUUUUUGAACGCUCUCGAUGUUAUCAUAACCAAGCCCGUAACAGAAGGAAAGAACAAAUGCCUCGCAAGCAUCAUCGACUGCCUUUGCCGUGUUCUUCCCGCCCUUCCUGAAGAGUCAAGAUAUCCCGCAAAUCUGUUUUGGCUGGCAGUAAUGCUCAUGCAGGCCGAUGUCAAAACUCUGUAUCGUCCACUGGUAGGGCUUAUGCGUGGAAUUCUUGACAUAUUCCAGCGGCGUCGUUAUUUGGAAGCGACGCCUCUUUCCGAGCUCUUAUUAGAUGCUCGUAAAGUGUUGAACUACGAUUGGUACAAACUGGAAAGCAACAUUGGUCUCCAGUUCCAGAAUUAUUUCUCCAUUUGCCUGGCGCACUGCACCAUGUAUGCCCUCCGCAAUCCAGAUACCCAAGAAGCGGCGAGGACUUUGCUCUUCUCUCUCCUCAUGGCUACACGGAACACCGACAGAGAUCUGCAGCCCGAAUCUCAUCUCAAUCCUGAUUCCGCCGGGUACUUUUUGGCGUUGGCCACGGUUUCGACUGCUCCGCAAUCGAUGUUGCAACUUCUCCGCACCGCCCGAGUUGGUGAAGCUUGGUAUCCUCCGAGCCUAUCCGAGCCUGUCAUAGACUUCACGGCUACUCCGAUAUUGUCCUUCGGCCUGCUCGGUAUUCAAGAUCAUGAUACAGCACUGGUUACAGCCGCCUUCAUUCUGUCACUUUUAAAGGGCGCUCGGUCUGAUUCUGAAAGAGAAAUUCUCUGUCACAUGUUGGCCGAUAUAUCCCAGGAGUUCCCCAAGGUGGUUGAACAAAUCUUCGACCAAUUGGAGAAAACCACUGACGUAUUUUCAACGUCCAACAAUCGAUCCAUUCUAGAGGCACUGGGUACAAUUUAUUCUGUUGUCCUUGCUCGCCAAUCCAACCGGUCGUCUGCGAGUAUUGGCCGCACUAAUUCAGAUGGCGAUGGUCACUCACGAGCCGAAACGACUAAUUCCGCCACCUUGCAGCAGGCUCUAGAGGACUACGGUAUGACGGCACUAAUGAUGGCACCACCUGACAACAUCCUGGAAGACUGCGCCUUAAUGACACGGACUUUUACAUAAUAACACACUUCUGUUUUGUGUGCUGCACAUUCUAAUUUCGAAGCUGGAUUCGACAUUGGAAUGGCACUCCAAACAACACUCCAAACAACACUUCAAACAACAUGCCAAACAACACGCCAAACAACACUCCAAACAACACUCCAAAUGAGGUCCGAAAGGACUAUGACAAGAC